AUGGCUCAAAAGCGCUCAGGAUCUUUCUCAGGACUGGACAUGCCACCUGUAGGCGCCAAUGCAGCAUACUACUACAUGGACAGAGCUCGACUAAAGUACAAGACCCAACCUCAACUCGUGGAACCAGUGCGUCUUCCAGCCAAGAUCCCUACGCCUGAGGAGCUUGAUAUCGAUGAGCGUCUCGAUCGUGCCCUAGCAGUGUCCAACCAACUUCUUCAAGAAGCCACCGAGCAACUGGCAAAGACUUGCGUGGCACCGGAUGAGCUCACUCCCUCCGAGAAAGCCGAGAAGAAUAACGCCGAGGCCUGGACUCGCGGCUAUGAAAUCGCGAACCGCACCAAGGACCAGUGGCUUCAGCACAAUGAGUGCCAUCACCAAGAGGACAUGGACGUCAUUGACGAUAUGGAGGUCGGUAACGUGCCAAUUCCAGCUGAUGUCGAUAUCCCGGCCGAGCCGAAAACGCCAAGCAUCGAUCAGCUGAACAUUCCGGACCAGGCAAAAUACUGGCUGAAGGGUUCUUGGGAGUUUAGAGAAUACCGCGAUGCAGACUUUGUCGCCGCAAAGCGUGCAGAGAAGCAGGCGCUCCGCCAGCCUUUACCCGCUGACCUGGCCGGUCACAACAGAGCUUUCUCCGAGCCUGCUAGUGCUUCAAAGCCUGGCAUUACAGAGUCGAACCUCUGGAAGGGCGCUGAGUUUCUAGGGGGUGCCCUCCAGGGCAAGCUCACACGAUCCAGUUUGUCCAUCAGGCACCGUAACCCACGAACAUUGAUAUACGAUGCCUUCCUCCCUCCGAAGCAGAUAAUGGCUUCGGUCAAAACGAGGUCAUAG
Zasmidium cellare ATCC 36951 is the source of this 828-nucleotide messenger RNA. RefSeq lists its product as uncharacterized. NCBI's taxonomy places the organism in Eukaryota, Fungi, Ascomycota, Dothideomycetes, Mycosphaerellales, Mycosphaerellaceae. The record is from RefSeq and is a predicted model, not a curated record. The transcript is spliced from 3 exons. The coding region runs from base 1 to 828 and encodes 275 amino acids.